Molecule: messenger RNA, 2523 nt
Organism: Phacochoerus africanus (Common warthog)
Lineage: Eukaryota; Metazoa; Chordata; Mammalia; Artiodactyla; Suidae
Gene: RPN2
Product: ribophorin II
Exons: 18
Coding region: 263-2206 (647 amino acids)
Biological process (GO): protein N-linked glycosylation
Cellular component (GO): membrane; oligosaccharyltransferase complex
Source: RefSeq, a predicted model, not a curated record
CAAGUGGGCCACAGCGAGGGGGGAAGCGGGCCUGUACGCGAAGACCGCGGUGCCCUGUGCGCCGAAGGACUGGAAUUCUGGCCGCGGCUCCUAGGAUAGGCCCGGUUCCGCGGGACAGCGUGGACUGACCUGUGCCUAAAGCCCAUCCAGCACGCGGAGUCUGUUGCGAGUCCCGGGCGUCCCCUCCGGCGCGCUCUUGGAGCCACUUUCCCGAGCGGAAGUCCGCCUGCAGCUCGGGCCCUGGUGGGACCUGCUCGGAGGAAUGGCGCCGCCGGGUUCAAGCACUGUCUUGCUGUUGGCCCUGACAAUCAUAGCCAGCGCCCAGGCUCUGACGCCCACCCACUACCUCACCAAGCAUGACGUGGAGAGACUGAAAGCCUCACUGGACCGCCCUUUCACAAGUUUGGAAUCUGCUUUCUACUCCAUUGUGGGACUCAGCAGCCUUGGUGCCCAGGUGCCAGAUGAAAAGAAAGCAUGCACCUUCAUUAAGUCAAACCUUGAUCCCAGCAACGUGGAUUCCCUUUUCUAUGCUGCCCAGUCCAGCCAGGCCCUCUCAGGGUGUGAGAUCUCUAUUUCAAAUGAGACCAAAGAUCUGCUUCUGGCAGCUGUCAGUGAAGACUCCUCCGUGGCCCAGAUCUACCAUGCAGUUGCAGCUCUCAGUGGCUUUGGCCUUCCCUUGGCUUCCCAAGAAGCACUCGGUGCUCUCACUGCUCGCCUCAGCAAGGAAGAGACCGUGCUAGCAACGGUCCAGGCUCUGCAGACAGCAUCCUACCUGUCCCAGCAGGCUGACCUGAGAAGCAUCGUGGAGGAGAUUGAGGACCUUGUCGCUCGCCUGGAUGAACUGGGAGGUGUGUAUCUCCAGUUUGAAGAAGGACUGGAAACAACAGCGUUAUUUGUAGCUGCCACCUACAAGCUCAUGGACCACGUGGGGACUGAGCCGUCCAUUAAGGAGGAUCAGGUCAUCCAGCUAAUGAACACCAUCUUUAGCAAGAAGAACUUUGAGUCACUCCCAGAAGCCUUCAGUGUGGCCUCUGCUGCCGCUGCACUCUCCCAGAAUCGCUACCACGUGCCUGUUGUGGUUGUGCCCGAGGGCUCUCCUUCUGACACUCAGGAACAGGCUUUCCUGCGGUUGCAGGUCACCAACGUUCUGUCCCAGCCUCUGACUCAGGCCACUGUUAAACUAGAACAUGCUAAGUCUGUUGCUUCCAGAGCCACAGUCCUCCAGAAGACGUCUUUCACCCCUGUGGGAGAUGUUUUUGAGCUAAACUUCGUGAAUGUCAAGUUUUCCAGUGGUUAUUAUGACUUUUCUGUCAAAGUUGAGGGUGACAAUCGUUAUAUUGCAAAUACUGUAGAGCUUAGAGUCAAGAUUUCCACUGAAGUUGGCAUCACAAAUGUUGAUCUCUCCACUGUGGAUAAGGAUCAGAGCAUUGCACCCAAAACCACGCGGGUGACCUACCCAGCCAAGGCCAAGGGCGCUUUCAUCGCAGACAGCCACCAGAACUUUGCUUUAUUUUUCCAGCUGGUAGAUGUGAACACUGGUGCUGAACUCACCCCUCACCAGACAUUUGUCCGACUCCACAACCAGAAGACUGGCCAGGAAGUGGUGUUUGUCGCAGAGCCAGACAGCAAGAAUGUGUACAGGUUUGAACUGGAUACCUCCGAGAGAAAGAUUGAGUUUGACUCUGCAUCCGGCACCUACACUCUCUACUUGAUCAUCGGAGAUGCUACUUUGAAGAACCCAAUCCAUUGGAAUGUGGCUGAUGUUGUCAUCAGGUUCCCUGAAGAAGAUGCUCCGUCGACUGUCCUGUCCAAGAACCUUUUCACUGCCAAACAGGAAAUUCAGCAUCUGUUCCGCGAGCCUGAGAAGAGGCCUCCCACGGUGGUGUCCAAUACAUUCACUGCCCUGAUCCUCUCGCCCUUGCUCCUGCUCUUUGCUCUGUGGAUCCGGAUUGGUGCCAACAUCUCCAACUUCACUUUUGCGCCUAGCACGAUUAUAUUUCACCUGGGACAUGCUGCUAUGCUGGGGCUCAUGUAUGUCUACUGGACUCAACUCAACAUGUUCCAGACCCUGAAAUACCUGGCCAUCCUGGGCAGUGUGACAUUUUUGGCUGGCAAUCGGAUGCUGGCCCAGCAGGCAAUCAAGAGGAUCGCUGCAGAGCAGAGCAGUAGAUUGGCAAAAUAUAGGACACUACGAACAGCACAUUAGCUCCAGAAAAAGGAAGGAGAUUCUGAAAGCUGAAGUGAAUAUCAAGACAAGGAGUCAAGAACAAUUCACGGUUUGAAAAGAGGGAUUUUUAAAAAGUUUAUUUAAAAAGAAAAAAGUUAAAAUUGUGGUUAUACUUUUGCUUGUAUUUCUAUUUCCCUGACACAGAGCAGAUAGAUACCUGUGAGCCCAGAUCCUCUCUUCUUUGGCAUGGUGCCCUAGCAAGAUGCUGUGAAUAUUCUAACUUAACCACAUGUUGCGUUGAAAAGUUGAAAUCUGUAAUUAAGCUAUUAUGGAAUAAAAAGAAUAACAGGAACGAA